AUGCCCCAGAGAUGCAAGAAACUGUGCCAAGAGAAUGAAAUCUGGGACUCGUGUGGCUGCUACCUCGGCCGAAGUCCAGCGUAUGAGUCGUCCUUUAGUCGUCCAGGGAGCAAGUGUUCGCCUUUCAACAUCACCGAAAAGCUGUGCAUGGAGACGGUGAGGUUCUCCUACCAGAACGGCCUUCUGAACUGCGACUGCCCGCCCGCCUGCAACGACACCGUCUACAACACCAAAGUGACGACGAGCGAGGACAACACCAAGUUCUACACCAUCGUGCAAAACAUCAAGCAGGCCAACAUGGGCGACGACCUGUGCCUCGGGACGCAGAACGAGACGGUGCGGCUACACGUGUACCUGGAGUCUCUCACGUACGAGGUCAUCCACGAGAGCCCCGCCUACACGUGGGACACCCUGGUCUGCAACGUGGGGGGGAACCUCGGUCUCUUCAUCGGCAUGUCUCUCGUGACGAUCGUGGAGGUGUUCGAAUUCCUGCUCGACCUCGGCCUCCUGUGCUUCACCUCCCGAAGGAAGACGAAGCCGGAGUCGCAGCUGGUGGAAGUCAAGCCGACGGGACGAGUCGCUGCGCCCGUCGCCCAGGGGGUUCCCGAGGCAGCUGACUCCCUCGUCCCGCCAGAGGUCGCUGACGGCAGCACGCAGACGAAGGUGACUCUGCAUCCCUUCAGAAAAGACUCUACGUGGAAGCUGCGGGCCAUGGGAAGGAAACCCCGCGUGAAGAUGGCUUUCAAUAGGGUAUUUUUGAGUCAGUGAGCUUCCGCGUGUGAGCUAAGAUGCGU
This is a messenger RNA of Penaeus vannamei (Pacific white shrimp), 794 nucleotides long. NCBI's taxonomy places the organism in Eukaryota, Metazoa, Arthropoda, Malacostraca, Decapoda, Penaeidae. The record is from RefSeq and is a predicted model, not a curated record.